Ophidiomyces ophidiicola is the source of this 1071-nucleotide messenger RNA. RefSeq lists its product as uncharacterized. The record is from RefSeq and is a predicted model, not a curated record. Lineage: Eukaryota; Fungi; Ascomycota; Eurotiomycetes; Onygenales; Onygenaceae. Bases 1 to 1071 code for a protein of 356 amino acids. The transcript has 6 exons. Gene Ontology annotation, molecular function: oxidoreductase activity; zinc ion binding.
AUGACUGCCAAAGAUACCAUGAAGGCUGUGGUUUUUAAAGGUCCGCACGCCGUCGCGGUGGAAGAUCGUCCAAUCCCGAAGAUACAAGAUCCAAAUGAUAUCAUCGUCAAAGUCACAUACACGGCACUUUGUGGCAGCGAGCUCCAUGUUUACCGUGGCCACCAACCCUCUGAUACGGAUUUUAUUAUGGGCCAUGAAUAUACCGGCAUUGUGCAAGAGGUUGGAAGUGAAGUCAAGACCGUAAAGCCAGGAGACAAGAUUGUCAGCCCAUUCACAUCAUCAUGUGGAAAAUGCUUCUACUGUAAACAAGGCUUCUCAUCGCGAUGCGAAAAGAGCCAGCUACUGGGUUCCAAGUCUUUGGAUGGCGGCCAGGCUGCAUAUGUGCGGAUGCCACAUGCCGAUGGUACGGUGAUGAAGGCUCCAGAGGGUAUCAACGACCAUGCCUUGGUUUUGAUGGCAGAUAUCUUCCCAACAGGCUAUUUUGCCGCCAGUAAUGGCUUCAAGGAGUUCACCAAAGAGCAAAUUUCGGAAUUGACAGUUGUCGUGAUCGGCUGCGGACCCGUUGGGCUCUGCGCUUUGAUCAACGCAGAGGAAUACAAGCCAAAGCACCUCCUUGCUGUGGAUGCAGUUCCAGAUAGACUGGAGCUAGCUAAGUCACUGGGUGCGGAGCCGUGGAAUUAUAAGACUGAUCGAGAAGGAUUGAACAGGCGAGUGCGAGAACUGACUAGCAAUCGUGGUGCUGAUGUGGUCAUCGAAGUUGUUGGGCUGAGUCCAGCGUUGAGGAUGGGGUUCGAACUCCUUCGACCAUGGGGAACUAUCAGAAGUGUCGGCGUGCACAAUGGAGAGAUUCCAUGGACUGGGAGCGAGGCGUAUGGGAAGAAUUUGAAGAUCCAGAUGGGCCGGUGCCCCGUACGCUCUAUCUUCCCUCAGGCACUGGACAUGCUAAAGAAAAAGCAGCACCUUCUUGGGUUCAUGGCAGACAAGAUCAUGCCGUUGAGCCAGGCGGUGGAGGGGUACAGGAUCUUCGACAACAUGCAGGCGCAAAAGGUGAUCUUCGAUGCAGCGCAGUAG